Molecule: messenger RNA, 650 nt
Organism: Vanessa tameamea
Lineage: Eukaryota; Metazoa; Arthropoda; Insecta; Lepidoptera; Nymphalidae
Product: chorion class B protein PC10-like
Exons: 2
Coding region: 59-607 (182 amino acids)
Biological process (GO): chorion-containing eggshell formation; multicellular organism development
Cellular component (GO): egg chorion
Molecular function (GO): structural constituent of egg chorion
Source: RefSeq, a predicted model, not a curated record
CUUUAUUGUUUAUUCAUCAGUUUCAAUCAGAAACAAAAUAAAGUAUUAUUAAUUAAAAAUGGCGGCUAAAACUGUCCUCGUUUUUUGCGUUCAAGCAUUUCUAGUUCAGAUAAUCUCUGCUCAGUAUAUUGCAGCUAAUGGUCCUUAUGGUAUCGCUCCGUACGGUGGAGCAUGCAAUGCUGCUCCAUACGCUGCCGCUGAAUUUGCAGCUGGUUGCGGUCCAGCCCCAUUCGCUGUAUCUAACGGUGGAAGUUUUGCUGUGAGAAGUGCAUCUCCCAUCGCUGUCACUGGUGUUGCCAUAACGUCUGAAAACGCAUACGAAGGUCCUCUAGCAGUGUCGGGUGCUCUUCCUUUCUUAGGAGCUGUCGCAUUAGAAGGCCCUCUAGCUACAGCUGGUGUCGGUGCCGUCACAUACGGUUGUGGUAACGGCAACGUUGCGAUAUUGAAUGAAGACAUUAGCCUAGGUUACAACGGUAUAGCUGGUCCGUAUGGACCAUAUGGAGCGGCUGAAUUAGGCUAUGGGUACGGUGCACCCCUGGCAUACGAAGCCGGUCUCGCUGGACCCGGUUACGGUUACAGAGGAUACGGUUGCGGAGGUUUAUACUAAGUUUUUAUGUUAAUUAUAAGGAAAAUAAAUUUAUCAAUUUAAA